AUGGGGAGACAGGUGCCGAAGAUGUCGGCCAGGGUGGUCAACGCAAUCAGAAAUCUGCGAGAGGCGCACGGCUCCACGUCCAAGGAAAUUAUGAAUUAUAUCAUGUCACAAUACAGCGCGCCGGAAACGACCAUACAGCGACAGAUGCAAGCAGCGUUGAAACGGGGCCUGGACUACGGUAUCCUGAAGAAGAACAACGGCCACUACUUUCUGAACACGGACACGGACGUGGCGGAGCUGGCCUCGAGCAUGGCCCCCGUGGAAAGGAGCAGAAGACGAAGGAGCAGACGAAGAAAGUCACGAAGACGUAGCCGAGGAAGGAGGCGUAGGAGAGGUCGCAGAGGUCGUUCGCGACGAAGGCGGAGACGAAGCGGCAGGAGACGGGCUGCUACGACCAGACGGAUAGGAUGCACCAGGUGCAGGUGCACCAAACGAAGCAGAGACAUGCACGUCCUGAGGGACGAGCCGGUGGAACAACAAGAAGGACCGACCUGCGACUGCGAGAACGAAAUCAACCAGGAGCGUCAGAACAGACAGAGUAAGAGUCGAGAGCGUAGCCUGAGUCACAGUCGAUCAUCGGUGAACAGCGAUCGAGAUGGUGCGGACGAUCGACAGGAGAUUCCUGAUCAAGAUUAA
Molecule: messenger RNA, 636 nt
Organism: Osmia bicornis bicornis
Lineage: Eukaryota; Metazoa; Arthropoda; Insecta; Hymenoptera; Megachilidae
Product: pre-mRNA-splicing factor CWC25-like
Exons: 2
Coding region: 1-636 (211 amino acids)
Biological process (GO): nucleosome assembly
Cellular component (GO): nucleosome
Molecular function (GO): DNA binding
Source: RefSeq, a predicted model, not a curated record